AGGGAACUAUUGAAAGGAACAAAGAGCUUAUAAAUACAUUAAGACCUGGAAUUCAGUUGCCCAGCCACGACAGUGACAGCGUUUAACAAAGCUUAGAGAAACCUCCAGGAGACUGCUAUCAUGGCAGAGAAGCCCAAGCUCCACUACUCCAAUGCACGGGGCAGAAUGGAGUCCAUACGGUGGCUCCUGGCUGCAGCUGGAAUAGAGUUUGAAGAGAAAUUUCUAGAAUCUGCAGAAGAUUUGGACAAGUUAAGAAAUGAUGGGAGUUUGCUGUUCCAGCAAGUACCAAUGGUUGAGAUUGACGGGAUGAAGCUGGUGCAGACCAGAGCCAUUCUUAACUACAUUGCCAGCAAAUACAACCUUUAUGGGAAAGACAUGAAGGAGAGAGCCCUGAUUGAUAUGUACACAGAAGGUAUAGUAGAUUUGACUGAAAUGAUCAUUCUUCUGCUCGUAUGUCAACCAGAGGAAAGAGAUGCCAAGACUGCCUUGGUCAAAGAGAAAAUAAAAAAUCGCUACUUCCCUGCCUUUGAAAAAGUCUUAAAGAGCCAUGGACAAGACUACCUUGUUGGCAACAAGCUGAGCCGGGCUGACAUUCACCUGGUGGAACUUCUCUACUACGUGGAAGAGCUUGACUCUAGUCUUAUCUCCAGCUUCCCUCUGCUGAAGGCCCUGAAAACCAGAAUCAGCAACCUGCCCACGGUGAAGAAAUUUCUGCAGCCUGGCAGCCAGAGAAAGCCUCCCAUGGAUGAGAAAUCUUUAGAAGAAGCAAGGAAGAUUUUCAGGUUUUAAUAAAGCAGCCAUGGAGGCCAAGAACAUGCCAGACCAGUAUUCUACAGUUUGCAACAAUGAAGUGCUUUACCUAAGUGUGGAUUGUGCCUCUUGCCAAGCUAAUAAACUCUUUCCAAUUACAUGCUAAUUAAAUAAUAAAUAACUCUUAUUUGUCAACGUAGCUAAAAUUGAUUUGUUUUCAUUAGGAUCUGAUAUGAAUUCAGAUUUCUAAUCUCCUCCUAACCUACCACUUUCUUGGAAUUAAAAAUUUGGUAAAAAAGAAGAAACUA
Gorilla gorilla gorilla (western lowland gorilla) is the source of this 1058-nucleotide messenger RNA. Its product is annotated as glutathione S-transferase A5. Lineage: Eukaryota; Metazoa; Chordata; Mammalia; Primates; Hominidae. Gene Ontology annotation, biological process: glutathione metabolic process; xenobiotic metabolic process. The transcript is spliced from 7 exons. Gene Ontology annotation, cellular component: cytosol; extracellular exosome. Gene Ontology annotation, molecular function: glutathione transferase activity. The record is from RefSeq and is a predicted model, not a curated record. The coding region runs from base 121 to 789 and encodes 222 amino acids.